GUUCUAUCUAUCCAUCCUAUUCUCUGCGUCAAAACCGAACCAGAGGCAGAGAUGGACCCUCAGCCGACGAGCAAGCCACCCCCGCGGGGCAAAAGUGCUGUGCCAUUGAUGUAUGGCAGCUUCAUCACCUACCAGUUGCUUGCGCUUGUCUUCAUAUGUCUCCGAUUCUACUGCAAACGCAUGGUGAGGGCCAAAUGGUACUAUCUGGAGGACUUUAUGCUGAUGGGGUCUUGGAUCCUCGAACUAGUCUACAUAUCCCUAGCCCUCUGGCUCACCGGCUACGGCUACGCCGUCCCCAUUAUGGACAUCCUCGCCAAAGACCCGAACUACCUAAACACCAAACUACCCACCCUCCUGCGGUGGUCACCGCCCGUUCUCUUCUUCGGCGUUUGGAGCACCGCUCUGUGCAAGAUCUCCUUUGGCCUGACCCUCCUGCGACUCGUGGAAAACGUGGAAAUAUGGCAGACUGUGGCGCUUUGGUUCUUGCUUGUGACGACUACGGUUUUUACGCUCGUCAUGAGCGUGAUUAUGUUCUUCCAGUGCAUGUUUAGCGGGUUUGCGAGUCCGAUUGUGAGUCAGGGGGUUUGUAUUGGGGCGAAGGUUGUUUAUCAUUAUACGACCUUUCAGUGUGUUUAUCAGGCUUUUAUAGAUUUUGCCCUAGCAGCUGCCCCCACAAUAGUAAUCUGGAGAACCAACAUCGGCAACAAGCGGCAAAGGUUGAUAAUCAUCUCUGCCAUGAGCCUAGGUUUUAUUGCCGGCGCCAUAGGCAUAGCAAAAACAGUCGUAAACGCCAAAGUCCAAGAAAACGGGGACACCUACGGCAUCGGCGUAGUCCUAGUAUUAUCUCAAGCCGAAGUAAGCGCGGCAAUCAUAGCUGCUUGCGUUCCCUUUUGUCGACCGCUGGUGCGCAAGUUCGCUGCUUCCAAGGAACAACACGGAGAUGAGGAGGCUGGGAGUGGGAGCCCGGAGCCGGCGGAAGGGAGGGGGACUAUUGGAGGAGGGGGAGGAAGAGGAAGAGGAGGAGGAGGAGGGAAUAGGAAAAUGCCUGGUGAGUCGCUGCUUAGAAGUGAGGGGGAGUGUGAUGUUGAAGGAGAGGGUGAGUCGGGCGAUGAUGAUGCGGUUGCGGGUUUGGAUGGGGAUGGGGAUAGAGGUGGUGAGAGUGGUUCGCGGGAGGGAAAUGGGGGAAGUGACAAGAAGCAAGGGGUGGUUUUUGUGCAUGCUGCGAACAGAUAG
This is a messenger RNA of Neurospora tetraspora, 1233 nucleotides long. RefSeq lists its product as uncharacterized. The record is from RefSeq and is a predicted model, not a curated record. NCBI's taxonomy places the organism in Eukaryota, Fungi, Ascomycota, Sordariomycetes, Sordariales, Sordariaceae. The transcript is spliced from 4 exons. The coding region runs from base 52 to 1233 and encodes 393 amino acids.